Messenger RNA from Aspergillus calidoustus, 2367 nucleotides. The record is from the annotation of a GenBank genome assembly. Lineage: Eukaryota; Fungi; Ascomycota; Eurotiomycetes; Eurotiales; Aspergillaceae.
AUGGACAAGGGCGAAAUGAGCAGCCCGGAAAUACCUACCGAAGCCCCCGGCGCCGCCGUGGAGUCGCCGGCGAAGGUGAAAACUUCAGAAGACGCCGCCUCGCAGCCUAGACGCGAACUCUUCGUCCGAUCGCUUCCUGCCUCUGCGACGACCGAGGGCCUUGCAGAGCAUUUUUCGCAAUCCUACGUGAUCAAACAUGCUGUUGUUGUUCUCGAUCCGAUAACGAAGCAGUCAAAGGGUUACGGAUUCGUGACCUUUGCCGAUGUCGAGGAUGCUCAGGCCGCCUUGGAGGAAUUCAAUGGGUCGACGUAUGAGGGGAAGAAGAUCAAGGUUGAAUAUGCGCAGCCUCGUCAGCGUGUGGUUGAUGAGGCUGGUGGGAAGAGUGUUCCAUCCGCUGCUGCUAUUGAGCGCAAGAAGCAAAGGGAAGAACAGCAGAAAGGCGAUGCACAGCCGCCCAAGCUGAUUGUUCGAAACCUGCCGUGGAGCAUCAAGGAACCUGACGAUUUGGCGGUGCACUUUAGGAGUUUCGGAAAGGUCAAAUAUGUUACUCUGCCAAAAAAGGGAACGCAACUGGCUGGGUUCGGUUUCGUUGUCUUGAGAGGGAAGAAGAACGCCGAGAAGGCCCUAGAGGCUGUCAACGGGAAAGAGGUUGAUGGGAGAACACUGGCUGUCGAUUGGGCAGUUGACAAGGAAACUUGGGAAACCCAACAGAAGGAGGAGGAAAAGUCUGAAGAGCCACACGUCAAGGAAGAGUCCAGCGAUGUCGAUAUGGAUGAAGGGGGUGUCGGCUUGCUUGACAAUGAGCUCGACGACGACACCAGCGUGAAAGAUGAGGAGGAUGACGAUGACGAGGAGGAGGAGGAUGAUGAUGAUGAGGAGGAUCUAGAUGGAGAGGAAGACGAGGGAGACAAAGAGGACGAACGCAACGCCUCGACGAUAUUCAUUCGCAACCUACCAUUCACAUGUACGGACGAAUCCCUCUACGAACACUUCGCCCAGUUUGGAACCCUCCGCUACGCACGAAUUGUCGUCGACCCAGAAACUGAACGCCCUCGUGGUACCGGUUUCGUCUGCUUCUGGAAGCCCGAGAAUGCUCACGCCUGUGUGCAAGGCGCCCCGAAGCAACAAGACACCCUCGCUGCCGACAAAGAGAAGCCGAAGAAGGGUGCCAUUAUCAAGCAGUCCGUGCUGCAGAACGAGAACGCGGACCCCACUGGCCAAUAUACCCUCGAUGGCCGUGUCCUCCAGGUCAGCCGGGCUGUGAGCAAGUCUCGCGCGGCAGAACUUGAGGAGGAGGGCGUCUCAAAACGCCUUGUCCGCGACACUGACAAGAGACGUCUAUACCUUGUGAACGAAGGUACCAUCCCAUCGAACUCGCCUCUCUACCAGAAACUCUCGCCCUCCGAGAUCAAGAUGCGCGAAGACAGCUUCAGGCAACGACAAAAUUUCAUUAGGAAGAACCCCUCUCUCCACCUCAGCUUAACACGACUCUCCAUCCGGAAUGUCCCCCGUCACGUCACCUCAAAAGACCUCAAACAGCUCGCCCGAGAGGCUGUCGUUGGCUUUGCCAAGGACGUCAAGGAGCGCAAGCGCCAGCCGCUUUCCAAGGAGGAGCUGGGCCGCGCCUCGGAAGAGAUGAAGGAAGCCGAGAGGCUUCGAAAGAACAAGGGUGUUGGUCUCGUCCGACAAGCCAAGAUUGUUUUUGAAGGCCGCGAUGGAAGUAAGGUUACCGAGGGCAGCGGCGCGGGGCGAAGCAGGGGCUAUGGAUUCAUUGAAUACUAUACCCAUCGACAUGCGCUUAUGGGUCUCCGAUGGCUCAAUGGGCAUGCCGUCGAGCCUCCCAAGAAUGUCUCCGAGGAUCUGAAGGACAGGAAGAAACGGCUGAUUGUUGAGUUUGCGAUUGAGAAUGCUCAGGUCGUUAAGCGACGUAGCGAGCUGCAAGAGAGGGUGCGGAAUUUCAAGAAACGGGACCAGGAGGCUGAUGGUGAUGAUAAGCCACGGAACAGGGACUCGAGAGGAGGCAGAGAUUCCAGGGGAGGUAGAGCCUCAAGGGGCGGCAGAGACUCAAGGGGUUCCAGAGACUCAAGAGGUUCCAGAGACUCAAGGGGUUCCAGAGACUCGAGAGGGGGUAGAGACUCGAGAGGAGGCAGGGACUCGAGAGGGGAUAGAGAUACAAGGCAGAACGGGAACCAGAGGAACAACAGAGGACCAAAGAAGGAUGAUGCGACGCUACAAGGAAAGAACUUGAAGAGAAAGCGUUCCGAUGGCGGCAAUGAAGACGCCGAUGAGCAGAACAAGCUGGCCAAACGAAACCGCAUUAUCGCGAAGAAGAGGAUGCAACGAAAAGACCGCAAAGGAAAGGCCUAG